GGGCGGGGCCGCUGGAUGGGCCGGCCGGUAUCUACCCUUUAAUCCUCCCUGGCAUGUCCUGACCCUCAGCCAUGGCUCUCAGCCGCGUCCUUUUCUCAUGGAGUCUCCGCACACCCUGCACGCCCGGCUUCGCGCCGUUUUCCGCUGCACCAGUGGCCCGCGAGCGACCCGCCACGGGCUCCGGGGCCCAGCACGGAUGCGGGGCGGCUGAGACGGUGCGGCCGCCGGUGCCCGCUGUGGAUUUCGGCAAUGCGCAGGAGGCGUACCGCAGCCGGAGUAGCUGGGAGCUGGCGCGCAACCUGUUGGUGCUGCGCCUGUGCGCCUCGCCCACGCUGCUGGCGCGCCACGAGCAGCUGCUGCACAUUGCCAGGAAAUUAAUGGGGCAGAGACUGUUUGAUAAGCUGAUGAAGAUGACUUUCUAUGGGCAGUUUGUGGCUGGUGAGAACCAGGAGUCCAUCCGACCCCUGAUCCAGCACAACAAGGCCUUUGGUGUUGGCUCCAUCCUGGACUACGGAGUGGAAGAAGAUCUGAGCCCUGAGGAGGCAGAGUGCAAGGAGAUGGAGUCCUGCACUUCUGCAGCAGAGCGAGAUGGCAGGGGGACCAGUAAGAGGGAAAAGCAGUAUCAAGCCCAUCGUGCCUUUGGAGACCGCAGGGAUGGUGUCAUCAGUGCCCGCACCUACUUUUACGCCAAUGAAGCCAAGUGUGACAGCCACAUGGAGACCUUCCUGCGCUGCAUUGAAGCUUCAGGUGGAGCCAGCAAUGACGGCUUCUCAGCCAUUAAGCUUACUGCACUGGGGAGACCCCAGUUUCUGCUGCAGUUCUCAGAUGUGCUGAUGAAGUGGAGACGGUUCUUUCACCACAUGGCUGCAGAGCAAGGGCAGGCCGGGCGCGCUGCCAUGGAUACAAAGCUAGAAGUGGCAGCACUGCAGGAAAGUGUUGUCAAGAUGGGCAUAGCAUCCAGGGCUGAGAUAGAAGACUGGUUCACACCAGAGACCCUGGGAGUGUCUGGUACUGUGGACCUCCUGGACUGGAGCAGCCUCAUCAACAGCAGGACCCGGCUCUCCAGGCACCUGGUGGUCCCCAACAUGCAGACAGGACAGCUAGAGCCACUGCUGUCACAGUUUACUGAGGAGGAGGAGCUGCAGAUGACACGGAUGCUACAGAGGAUGGAUGUGCUGGCCAAGAAAGCCAUGGAGGUAGGUGUGCGGCUGAUGGUAGAUGCUGAGCAGACCUACUUCCAGCCAGCCAUCAGCCGCCUAACACUAGAAAUGCAGCGCAAGUUCAAUGUGGAGAAGCCACUGAUUUUCAACACCUACCAGUGCUACCUCAAGGAUGCCUAUGACAAUGUGACCCUGGAUGUGGAACUGGCUCGCCGGGAAGGCUGGUGUUUUGGGGCCAAGUUGGUACGUGGCGCAUACAUGGCCCAGGAGCGUGCCCGUGCCUUGGAGAUUGGCUACGAAGACCCCAUCAACCCCACUUAUGAGGCCACCAACACCAUGUACCACAGGUGCCUCAACUACGUCCUGGAGGAGCUGAAGCACAACUCGAAGGCCAAGGUCAUGGUGGCCUCUCACAAUGAGGACACAGUACGCUUCACCCUACACAGGAUGGACAAACUGGGCUUGCAUCCUGCUGACCACCAGGUGUACUUUGGACAGCUGCUGGGCAUGUGUGACCAAAUCAGCUUCCCGCUGGGCCAGGCUGGCUUCCCUGUGUACAAGUACGUGCCUUACGGCCCAGUGAUGGAGGUGCUGCCCUACCUAUCCCGCCGUGCCCUGGAGAACAGCGGCAUCAUGAAGGGUGCCCAGCAAGAGCGGCGGCUGCUGUGGCAGGAGCUGUGGCGGCGGAUCCGCACAGGCAGCCUCCGUCAGUAUCCAGCCUGCCCCACCUCAACUGCAUAAUCUGUGGCCUUCCUGGGUGCAGGGCAGGGAAGGGAUUCUAGGGGGACUGUAGGUGCUGCCCACACCAUCACAACAGCCUCAGUCCAGCUCCAACAUCAUAGGAUUCACAUUUUACACCUGAAACUUGAGAGCCACUGGUGUUGGGGUUUCCUGCCCUUGGUCCCUCGACACCAGGCCUGCCCUGCCAGAAUGCAGGCACACAGGAACUGUCUGUAGAGUUCUCAGUGAGCACAUAAGAGGCCUCUGUGCUGCUGCUGGACUGAACUACCUUUUGCCAAGGACACACACACGCGCCUUACAGUGGGUAGUGGUCCAGGUAGAAAGCUGCUUGAUCAAUAAAUCGCUGUUCUGAA
Molecule: messenger RNA, 2254 nt
Organism: Octodon degus (degu)
Lineage: Eukaryota; Metazoa; Chordata; Mammalia; Rodentia; Octodontidae
Product: proline dehydrogenase 1, mitochondrial
Exons: 14
Coding region: 72-1901 (609 amino acids)
Cellular component (GO): mitochondrion
Molecular function (GO): FAD binding; proline dehydrogenase activity
Source: RefSeq, a predicted model, not a curated record